UUAUUAUUAACGUUAUAUAUUACCACUGGUAGGAAGGAGUAUUUCCUUCGUUCCCGCCGAAAGACGAAUCCGCAAAGCUUCACAGACUUCCAAUGGAGGUGAGAAAUUGGAUAUCUACCGACGAAACAGCGAAAACUUUCCUAUCUAGGGUUUCUAGUUCGCGUCCUCCUCUUCUUCUUCCGCCUCUUCAUCGCCUUCCUCUUCGCCCUGGCAAUGUCGUUGAAAUCGUUGGUCCUUCUCCUUCCGCCAAAACUCACAUCCUUCUUCAGGUUGCGAUUGAUUGUAUUUUACCCAAAGUGUGGAAAGGUGUAAGUUAUGGAGGACUUGAGCAAUCGGUGAUGUAUAUUGACUUGGAUUGUCGGUUUGAUGUUUUACGCCUUCUGCAACUUCUUAAGCUUCGCAUUUUUACUGUUCUUCAAUCAAAUUUAGAAGUGAAGGACGAGCUACACAAUGUUAGAGAUUGGACCUGUGAUGAGGAACUAAUCAACAUAUGCUUGGAACGCUUCCUAUAUGUUCGCUGUUAUGAUAGUUUAGAAUUUCUUGCUACAUUGAAGAAUCUAAGCUACCGAUUUAAUGCAAGAAGGCAAGAGCUUGCUUCAAAAGUUUGUUUCAUGAUGAUUGACAGUAUAGGAGCUUAUUAUUGGGUUGACCGUGCUUCAACUUCCUUUCCUUCGAGGUCUAGCAACAGGAAAAUAUUCUCACUUCAAAGUGUGAUGGAAGCUGUAGUCCAUGAGAUUCAAAAUUUUCUGCAAGUGCAACCAAUGCUUGUUUUGGCUACAAAAUCUACAAUAUUUGGUGAUAAGCCUGCACAAAAUGACAUCAAAAGGUCAAGCAGAAAGUGGUCUGCACAAGAUGCAUCUGGUCAACACACUAUUUUAAGCAGCCCUGAGAGUAUGCUGCCCCAUGAAUAUAUGCCUUCUGCCUGGCAGUCCUUUGUUACGCAUAGGAUAUCUAUUCGACCAUCAAAUCCAGACUGCUAUGCCAGAAAUUACAAUACAACUGCUGAGCAAGUUUACACAGUGCAAUGGUUACUGCCUUCACUAGGGUUCAAAGACAAAUUUGUGAUCAAUGAUGCUGGCAUAUCGACUCUCCCUUGAUAUGGAUAUACAAAAGUCAACGACAUGGAAGUUUUUGAAGGAUCUAAUGAUUAUGGCAAAUAAGUUGCACUUUCCGAUGUGAUUUUGGACGCUGGUAAUCUAGAAGAAAAAACUAGCAACUGGGUUGAAUGUUCAUUCCUAACAUUUGUUUGCUUGAGCGUGUCAAUCGAAACAAUAAGCACGUCAAGCAAAAGCAGGGUUGUAAUUUCUUAAGACUCCUCCUGGAAAAGAUGCAAAAAGUUUAGUAUAUGAAUUGUAAAGUUACGUAUCAGAUGAUCUGCUACCCAUCUAAGUUAUUUUGUGUAAAAAAUUAGACAAUUUGAUUUACAUAAUAUUAUUUUUAUUCGGUGAUGUGUUACACAAGGAACUGAGAGUUUCCAGAAUGGUUAUUCAAUUGUUUUUUCUGGGGAUUAAAAGCAAAACGACUCAUAAGAUCCGCUGUAGCAUAUCAACUUUGUCCGAAAUGAAGGUUGAAGAAAGAACUUAUCAUUUGGGGCAAGUAAAAGGAGCAACUUCCUUUGAUUAAUGUGCCUUGUCUACCAAGAAUAGAAUAAUACUAUACAGUACCCGUGCGAUGCACGACUUUUUAAAAUUGUUUGACAUAUUUGUAUAAAUUAAAAAAAUUAAAGUUUAAAGAAAUAAAUUUUACAUUAUAAUUAUAUUCCUUUUUAAUGUAUGAUAUUUUGCAUUAUGUGUGCAGGUAAUUGUGAAAAUUUAGUUCAUGACAAAUAAAAUAAAAGACAAAAAUUUUUAUGUUUUAAUUAUGUCAAAAUAUCAAAUAAUAUAUACAUUGUCACCACCGUUUUGUUUUAGUAAUAAUUAUAGAUUAUAGAUUGUCAAGCAUUAAAGUUUGUUAACGUGUAUUGUAGUACUUCUCCCAGAAGAAGUUGGCUAAGUGAAGCAACUUCCUUGUUUUAAAAUGUAUUUUUCUGUCUUUGCUUCAGGUGUUUUGCUGAUCGAUCGAUAUUAUUAAAUCUCUGUUGAAAUCUAAAGCUGCAGAUAGUUGAUAUUGUAAUACACGGAGGGAAGAGAUUUUCGAUCAAAAUGG
Messenger RNA from Amaranthus tricolor (Joseph's coat), 2145 nucleotides. Its product is annotated as DNA repair protein XRCC2 homolog. Gene Ontology annotation, cellular component: Rad51B-Rad51C-Rad51D-XRCC2 complex; replication fork. The transcript is spliced from 11 exons. Bases 93 to 1097 code for a protein of 334 amino acids. Gene Ontology annotation, molecular function: DNA binding; ATP-dependent DNA damage sensor activity; ATP binding. Gene Ontology annotation, biological process: double-strand break repair via homologous recombination. Lineage: Eukaryota; Viridiplantae; Streptophyta; Magnoliopsida; Caryophyllales; Amaranthaceae. The record is from RefSeq and is a predicted model, not a curated record.